Molecule: messenger RNA, 1032 nt
Organism: Budorcas taxicolor (takin)
Lineage: Eukaryota; Metazoa; Chordata; Mammalia; Artiodactyla; Bovidae
Product: olfactory receptor 2T11-like
Biological process (GO): G protein-coupled receptor signaling pathway
Cellular component (GO): membrane
Molecular function (GO): olfactory receptor activity; G protein-coupled receptor activity
Source: RefSeq, a predicted model, not a curated record
AUGGCUCUUCUAUGCCCUUCUGCAACUGCACAGCCACCGCUCUUUGGACAUGGGGUUGUUCCUCCUAGCCGCCACCCCUGGCCUCGGGUGCAGGGUGGCUCCUCUUGGAAGCUAGAGGUCAUACCAUUCAGAUACAGGUGGUCAGAAGGAAGCCUUCGACUGCCUCAAGGCCGGCAUGGCAAUACAGGGAUUGUCUUUGCAGUUAUUUUGGCUAUUUUUGUGGUGGCUGUAACUGCAAAUUUGGUCAUAAUAUUCUUGAUUCACAGAGACUCCCAUCUCCAUACCCCCAUGUACUUUCUGCUCAGCCAACUGUCUAUCAUGGACAUUUUCAUUUGUACUACCGUCCCAAAGCUUCUAUUCAACAUGGUUUCUAAUGAGAAGACCAUUUCCUUCGUGGCCUGUGGCAUCCAGAUCUUCCUCUACUUAACCAUGAUGGGAACAGAGUUCUUCCUGUUGGGCCUCAUGGCCUAUGACCGCUAUGUGGCUGUCUGCAACCCUCUUAGGUACCCUGUGUUGAUGAAUCGCAGAGUGUGUCUCCUUCUGGCUGCUGGUGCCUGGUUUGGUGGAUCCCUGGAUGGCUUUCUGCUCACCCCUAUCACCAUGAAUGUCCCCUACUGUGGAUCCCGCAUCAUCGAUCAUUCCUUCUGUGAGAUCCCUGCUGUUCUCAAACUGGCCUGUGCUGACACAUCCUUGUAUGAAACCUUGAUGUACAUCUGCUGUGUGCUCAUGUUGCUCAUCCCCAUCUCUAUUAUCUCAGCCUCCUACUCCCUCAUUUUGUUAACUGUCCACCGCAUGCGCUCUGCUGAAGGCCGGAAAAAGGCCUUUACCACUUGCUCUUCCCACUUGACUGUAGUCAGCAUUUUCUAUGGGGCUGCCUUCUACACUUAUGUGCUGCCCAAGUCAUUUCACACUCCUGAGCAAGACAAGGUAGUAUCAGCUUUCUAUACCAUUGUCACACCCAUGCUCAAUCCUCUUUUUGAUGCUAUGGACUUUGUGGAACAUAAGCUUUAUGACUUGGAAAAUCUUAUCUGA